AUGCCGCGCUCCACCAUCAAGUCUCAGGCGUUGGCCGACUUCGUCGCCAAGUGCACCGAGAUCCAAGAUCCUCCACCCGACACCAGAUCCGAGCACUGGAUCAUGUACUUCGAGGGCUCCCUCAACCAUGAUGGAGCCGGCACUGGAGUCCUCUUCAUCGCCCCGAAAGGUGAACAACUCAAGUACGUCCUCCAGUUACUUUUCAAGGCUACCAACAACGCUGCCGAGUAUGAAGCUCUUAUUCACGGUCUCCGAAUCGCCGUCACACUCAGCAUCAAGCGACUGUUGGCGUAUGGCGACUCCAAAGUCGUCAUACAACAAGUCAACAAGGACUGGGAGUGCAUCAAGGAAAAGAUGGAUGCCUACUGCAGGGAGAUCAGGAAGCUCGAAACCAAGUUUUAUGGCCUGGAGUUCCACCAUGUCCCCAGGGAUGACAACGUGGCGGCCGACGCACUGUCCAAGCUUGGAUCCAAGUCGUCCAUCAUACCACCCGGCGUGUUUGUUCAAGCACUCAGCAGCCCUAUGGUCAAGAUGGAAGAGGAACCUCCCACAAAGCCCGACUUGGUCCCGGCCACAGGGUAG
This is a messenger RNA of Panicum virgatum (switchgrass), 582 nucleotides long. RefSeq lists its product as uncharacterized. Gene Ontology annotation, molecular function: nucleic acid binding; RNA-DNA hybrid ribonuclease activity. The record is from RefSeq and is a predicted model, not a curated record. The transcript has a single exon. The coding region runs from base 1 to 582 and encodes 193 amino acids. Lineage: Eukaryota; Viridiplantae; Streptophyta; Magnoliopsida; Poales; Poaceae.